AGACCGCCUACCAAUCUUGUACCGUUCUGCCGUAUGCCCCUCCUUUAACCUCCCACCUUCUAAAAGUUGAAGAUUGCGAUUCUGAUACUAUAUCGUGAAGUGUGUAAUUUGGGUCAAAUCUAGAAUAGGGUCAUAACCAUAGCUUCAUAAUCAAACAUGUCUCUCCUACGUACCUAGCUACCAGAGCUAAUUGACUUAUAAAAACCUCUACAAUGUCCAAGCCAACACACCUCGAGCCGUCCGAGCUGGGCACCAAGGAAUACUGGGACAGCCUCUACACAGCCGAAAUCUCCAACCACGCGCAUAACCCCGCCGACACCGGCACCGUCUGGUUCGACGACUCGGACGCCGAAGCCAAGGUCAUCGACUUCCUCUCCGACCCCGACUCCGAACUGCACCUCUCCCUAGAAGAAUCCUCAUUCCUCGACCUCGGCACCGGCAACGGAUCUCUCCUCUUCGGUCUGCGCGAUGCGGGUUGGCAAGGGCGUAUGCUAGGCGUAGACUACUCGCGACAGAGCGUCGAGUUCGCGCGGCGCAUCGCGGAGUCGCGAUCGCAAGACACGGAAACGGAAAGCGAAAAGCCGGUCGAGUUCCGCGAGCACGACAUCCUUCAGACGCCGGCCUCUGCGCUUCUGGCUGAUGUGCAACAACCGCAAGGCUGGGACGUCGUACUGGAUAAGGGCACUUUCGACGCGAUAUCGUUGUCGUCAGAGACGGACCCUGCGAGCGGGCGUCGUGUUAGUGAAUCCUAUAGAGCGCGGGUUGCGCCUCUCGUGCGCGAUGGGGGCUUAUUCCUUGUUACGAGCUGCAACUGGACCGAAGAGGAGCUGAAGAGUUGGUUCGAAGGUGCUAGGAAGGACGGAGAGGAUGACGGCGACGCGAGAGGGUGGCGGUUCGACCUAGUCGGCAGGGUCGAGUACCCCAGCUUUAGUUUUGGCGGCGUAAAGGGACAGACCAUUAGUAGUUUAUGUUUUAAGAAAGUCAGGGAUAUUUAAAAUUAACACGGGCGGUACGAACAUAGACGUAGGAGUGCAUUAACCUAGGAAAGAUACCCCAGUAGAGUACGAUUAGAAGGAUGGAACAGCAUCACUGCAAACCUGUUUGACUGAGAUUUAUUAAACUAGGUCAUCAUGCUCUUUUUUUCGUCUUUUAUCAUACACAUAUCAGGCAACUUCCAAAACAAGAGCGCCGGUUUGGGGCUCAUGGCUCGAAGCCCUUCUAUAGAAGUUUGUGCAGCUUUAAAGUCCUACGGGCCUCAAUGCCGAGCAGGACACAAACCUCCAAAAAAUGCAUUCGACGACUGUGUGCGUGCUUCCCAUACAUCUACUCUACGGACCCUCAAAAUUUCACCUUCUGAAGGACCCUUGCACGAACUGACGCUGGACAAUUCGGGACGGCUAUCUCGCGAGAGAUGCGACUAGGACACUCUAGUACAUGGGCUGCAUGUUGAAAGAGUUCUCUUUAAUCUUUCAUCUACGGCGAUGUGUUCAUAGGCUCCCCACCCAUUCCGGGAAUUCCUGCUACCGCGGUCGUCGCAAAGUAGCGCACGUCCACGUCGUCGUCCUUCUGCAGCUUCUCCAGGCUCGGCAGGAUGCGCUGCUGGAUGAGCUCGGUUGCCCGAGGAGACGGCGUAGUCGUCGUCGUUCCGGCCUUCUCCAGACUGUAGACGGUACCCUCUUCGGGGAGUCGUUUUAA
Messenger RNA from Daldinia loculata, 1695 nucleotides. Its product is annotated as S-adenosyl-L-methionine-dependent methyltransferase. The record is from RefSeq and is a predicted model, not a curated record. Gene Ontology annotation, molecular function: protein-lysine N-methyltransferase activity. The transcript has 2 exons. Bases 213 to 995 code for a protein of 260 amino acids. Gene Ontology annotation, biological process: peptidyl-lysine dimethylation; peptidyl-lysine monomethylation. Gene Ontology annotation, cellular component: cytoplasm. NCBI's taxonomy places the organism in Eukaryota, Fungi, Ascomycota, Sordariomycetes, Xylariales, Hypoxylaceae.